Dendroctonus ponderosae (mountain pine beetle) is the source of this 4985-nucleotide messenger RNA. RefSeq lists its product as uncharacterized. The coding region runs from base 642 to 4784 and encodes 1380 amino acids. The record is from RefSeq and is a predicted model, not a curated record. NCBI's taxonomy places the organism in Eukaryota, Metazoa, Arthropoda, Insecta, Coleoptera, Curculionidae. The transcript has 19 exons.
CUGGGGGAAUAUUUUGUGGACAAAUCAGUGCACGACCUUUCUGUCAAUGAUUAACCAAUGAAAUGUCUGUGACUUCUGUUUUUUCAAGCUAAAGGAAGUUUUUAAUAAGAGCCAAUUCCUUUUGUGAGUGGAAGAAUAUAUUGGACGUAGAAUCAUCAAAACCAGGUACACAACUGUUUUACACUGAAUAGAAUAUAAUAGCCUAAACGCGAAAGGUUGUGUUUGUUUCACCGAUGAAAAGAUUCCCUAAGCUUUCGAACAAGUUAUCAAGGUAAGAAAUGGUAAUUUCUCGGUUCCCACAAGGAACACAGACUUCUCGGUAGUUUAUGCAGCUUUCCCUUAUAUUAAAUCAUGGGAUUUUUUCUACUGGAUUUAUUACCAAUUACCUAUCAAACAGUUCUGGUUACGUUUUGUAACAUAAAAGUUGCCAUGUUGUGUUGUGAAUGUGGCGGCAAAUUCGAAUUCUUCAGAUACCUACCUCUGUAUUACAGGUAACUAAACCCCAUUUAAGCCUACGGUAAGUUACAGAAUACGAAAGAUACUUCGCGAGAUGUGAUCUGACUUUAACAGCUAGUCGGCCCUAACUAGUGUUUCUAUUACAGAUAUUAAUUUUUUUAAAUAUUUCAAGUUUAUCUUGAAAAAUGGAGCCUGCGGCACCGGGCACAGAAGAUGAAGUGGUCAAUUUUAAGUCCCUGAAUAAAAAGGAGACUGAGAACGACCGACUGUUGAAAAUAAAAGCAGUUCUCAAAAAUGGACAGCUCGAUAAUGUUUUUGAGCUUACCUAUGUCAAUGGAGGUGAACAUUGGUUCUGUAGGAUAUGCGAAUGUCCUAUUAUGGGUAGAGUAUACCAACAUGAAUUGGGACGAAGACAUUCCAUAAACAUGACUGCAGCACUAAACCGUCCUGGAAAUAGAGAUUUUAAAGAAGUUAUUCCAAUGGAAAGCGAAGAAACUCCACAGCUAGAACUUGCUGUAGGUGAGCCGUUGCCUCCUGGAUUUGAAGGCGAAGUUACGCGCAAAGCACAAAUUCAGGAUCGUCUCGAUGGUUUCAAAGUUGGACCUUUAGUUGCUCUGGAAUAUCUCAUUGAGAUGUCCGACUAUGAUAUCUCCAAAGAGCCGAGCUAUUUAUGCAUUUUGUGUGAUAAAAAAGGCGACCCAAGAACGGUAUUAACACAUCUGGCUAGUUACAAUCAUAUUUCGCAGUAUUUGCAGAAACAUUUUCCAAGUUGCUAUCGAAGUCUUGCUCCUUACAUGACGAAACAGUAUAAAAGAAACUGGCAAAUUGUAUUGCAAAAAAUAGCCGAAGCUAUUGAAAAGACCUUCGGUCGUUUAAAACCCUUUUGCAUUGAUCAGGAUAAGUUUAAAAAUGAACGCAUGUUUUAUUUGUCCAAGAUAUCGAAAGGGCCUCAUUUCUAUGAGCAACCUGGUAAAACAUUUGUUGAACUAGUUGUGCACGAGCACUUAACCAAGACAUUUGAAGAAGAGGCGCGCGCAGUGAAAGCGAAUGCGACAAGUUUUGGGGAAAAAACCUUCACUGAGCCUGUUAAGCAAACAAUCAAGCGUAGUCCAUCACCUCCUGUUGUUGCAAAUCCGGUCAAAAAAAUGCGCACACCUUUGGUCCAAUCAAAGAAGCCUACUGGUGUAUCUCGUCGUCGAAGUCUGUCUAGCGUAUCAAGCAUAUCCAGUGAUGAAGAUAAAACAAAAGCGAACGUCAAACAUUUGGCUCGAAACCGUUCACCUCCUAGAGAUACCAAACGAUCUUUCGAUUCAAGAAUAAAAGAGAGGUCGUUUCGGCGUCGUUCGCCAUCUCCAAGGCGGCGAUCAUCAUCUCCAAGACGUCGUUCGGCUUCCAGGCGUGUCUCGCUUUCUCCAAGGCAUAAAAGGGCAGAUGAUGAUGAACGCAGAAAGAAUCGAGAGAAAGAAAAACUGCAGAAAGUCGAAGAAUUUCAUAAACUCUCCAAGGCAAUAGAAAAUGACAUUUCCAAAACUCUCAAACAGCACGAAAAGAACCCAGAAAAACACCCGAAAUAUAAUGACGAAUGGAAAUUGUUUUGGAAUAAGAGAUACAAAGAACUUCAAGCUGAAGGCAAAGAUGCUUCCAAGUACGAUUUCAAGCCAGAAUGGAUUGUGUUUUGGGGAAAACGAAUGAAAGAACUUUCCAAUGAGGAAUUAAAAAGACGGAAAGACGGUUUGAGAAAACGCCUAGGACUCCCAGAAGAAGUUCAGCCUAUUAGCUUUCGCAUUGGCGCCGCCACCGUUGUUUCAAAAGGGUCCUCGCUUAAAGAAACUCGAGCACCGAAUGCUCCAAUGACUGCGCUGCCUGAUAUUGAUCCUGAUGUGAUUGUACUGGACGACAUCAAAGAUUCUCCGAAGAAAUCAAACAAAGAUAGAUCCCAUAGUCCUUGGGAAAGCGAUUCAUCGGUCUCAAGAGCACCAUCCCCCAAAGGAAGACGAUUAUCGCGAUCACCGGCUGAUAGAAGAAGACGUAGUAUGCGCUCCAGAUCAAAUGACAGAAGAAGCAUGGAAAAAAGGCGUUCUUCGGAGAGAAGUCGCAGAUCACCAGGUCGAACAAAACGAACAUUCGACCGAAGGUCCCCUGAACGAAAUAAGCGAUCAGACCGACGAUCGCCUGAUAGGGGUAGGCGAUCAACAGAACGACGCUCAUCUGAUAAAAAUAGAAGAUCUUUAGACAGACGUUCAAGGGAUAGGAGAUCGAGGUCGCGAGACUCUUAUAAAGCGCCCAAAAGCUUUGUAAGAGACAGGGAUUUAGACAAACAUUUAACUGAGAUAAGCCGGGAGCGGGCAACUCGAGAGAGUUCCUUUGAACGUGAUAUGAGGGCCAAAGAACGCAUUAGAACAGUCGCCGAACUUCCCUGGGAAAGAGAAAAAAUGAUGUAUGCUACACCCCGCAUGCCUAUGGAUGAGUUUUACUCUUCAUCCAUGAUGCGGGAUUCGAGAUCUGCCACUUUCAUGCUUGCAGAUGCGGAUAAUGAACCCGAUGACGGCGAGCAGGUCAACAUUGUAUCAGUGUUGAGGUUGCUGACUGCUUUAGAAGAGAGAUUAGGAGCUCUGGGUCCCAAAAUCAUUGACUUACUCGCGCAGGCAUUAGCUUUGGAAAAGAAGGAAGCAAACAGUAGUGAAACACUGCUGGAUAAUGAAAUUAAUUGUGUGAUGUUCGAAACGGUGAAAGAAAAGCUGAAAGGUCAGCUACUAGCGGGAUUGGUAGAUCCAGUGCAAGAGCGCGCAUUUAAAAAGGCUAUUCGAAAAACCGCAAAUUUAAUUCAUUUAGGCAGCCAGCGUAAGAAAACUCAAGCAGCGCCUGUUCCAGGAGCAGUUGCUGUACCGGGAGUGGGCUCGGUAGAUAAAGCUGCUAUAGCGAAACAGUUAGCGAAUGCUCUAAUAGCUCAAGGCAAAACUGACGUAACUCAGGCAGAAUUAGAACAACUAAUUAAUGCUGUGGUUGGAAUGGCAGAAGCGUCUAAAGCCUCAAAUAAACCAAUCACGGCUGCAAAUUUUCUGUCGCAACUGGCAGGCUCAAGUUCUGAAUCAAAAAGUGAAAAAAUUAAUCGUCCGACUAGUGAUGCCAAAUCUAAGAACUACGAUCCAUUUUCCUUAGAUGGCUUGACAGAACCUUUGUCGCCCAGUACGCCUGAAAAAUCAACGACAAGCACUAUGGAAAAUCUGUCUGACUCGGACCUGCAAACAUUGCUGCAAAAUUUCAAGGAUUUAUCGACUGAAGAGCAAAUGAACUUAAUCAAUUAUUUAAAGAAGUUGGAAUUGAAUGAACCAGAGAGGGUUGAAAGGUUAAGAAAGUUUGUGACUCUAGCCGACAAAUCAUCUAACCCAUCUGAAGUGGUGGAUUUGGACACUGAACCCAGCCCAAAAAGAAAAUCAAGCCCAUUUUGUAAUCGCAUGGGAGACAUCAAUACCAAUGUGAAAGCUAAAAAUGACGAUAAAUCCAUAAAUAUUCAUCUGGACUCGGAAGAUGAAGAUUAUAGUUAUGAAGAUGUAGUUAAGGCUGCGUCUAAAAAUAUUAAGCAGAAAGAAAUGGAGGACAAUCGAAAAAUUGUCGAAGACUCCAUAGUAUUUAGUAGCGCACAAAAAGAAUCUAAUUUGGCUGAUGCUAAGGCAUUAAUUUCAAAUCUGAUGAGCACUCUAAGUGGAGUGACGGCUGCUGGUAAUAUGUUAGGCAUGUCAUCUGGUAAUAAUACAGCGUCUGCAAAAAGCACUACUAUUUCCACAUCCUCUGCGGAAUUUUCAAAGACAUUGAGUAGCAUCAAUAUGGAUAGUUUAGCGAACAUCGUCAGCAAUGUGCAGAGAGCAACGCAGGAUCGCAAUCGUACUACAUUUUCAGUUGAAAAGGAUGGCAAUUCCUCUGGGCAAGAUCGAAAUAGAUUUAAUCGGCCCGGAUAUAACUAUCUACCGCCCAAUAAUAUGCCCAUCAAUAGGCCCAGUUCACAAAUGAAUGACGUUCAAUCUCUGGGAUUUGAUCUAUCUCGAAGUCUACAAGCCCCAGGAACGGGAGUUCCAGCUCGGCUGCCGGGUGUUAGACCGAUGAAUACAUUCGGACCGGGAUCCGCACCAGUUGGAUCUCCCUCGGCAAUGCACAUGAACAUGAGACCGAGAGGUGGACCGGGCUUUGCUCAAUUUCAAAGAGGACCUCCGCCAAAUCAGUUUGGAAACACCAAUUAUAUGAACCAGCAGCGGCCACGUCAACCUUUUAACUCUAAUUUCAACAGUCAAAGACCAGGCGCCCCUAGAGGUUCCAAUUUCAACAAUUGGUAAUAUAUUGCAGAAUGAUGUUUAAUGCAUAUAUUUAAUGAAUUGCCAUUAAAUUAUAGUAAAAAAAUACAGCUUUAAAUCAAUAUUUUUUUAUGAGUAUGAGUUAUAAUCACAUAGUUUGCCACAAGUAUGCUAUUUAGAAAGGUACUCUUUGUAGUGCAAUUUGAAACAACCGUUUUCAAUUAAAUUUUUUUUAUCAUCAAA